This is a messenger RNA of Malassezia restricta, 2571 nucleotides long. RefSeq lists its product as uncharacterized. Bases 1 to 2571 code for a protein of 856 amino acids. Lineage: Eukaryota; Fungi; Basidiomycota; Malasseziomycetes; Malasseziales; Malasseziaceae. The record is from RefSeq and is a predicted model, not a curated record. The transcript has a single exon.
AUGAGGGGAUUGCCUGGUAGCCAUGCCUCCAGGCACGCAAGUGCAUGGGUCAAGGUGUAUUCGAUUGUCCCUCUGUGCUUUGCGAUUUAUUUGUUGUGCAUGUCGUGUGUGAGCGCGUCACCUACGGGCAUCAUGGAGGCUCGUCAUGGUGGCCACGACGAUGAGACACCUGCAUCUUCCUUCACAUCCACUCAAACAGCCGCAUCUUUGUCGGUUUCGCAGAUUCCUGCUGCGCCUUCGAGCACAGCGCGGCUUUCCUCUACGUCCUUGUCUUCGGUGGCGCCUUCGUCUUCAAUGGCGCCUGUAUCCCUGACGACGCACGACGCAGAGCAUGGCCACAGUCAUGAUCAUGGACAUGAAAGCUCGGGCUUUUCUUAUGACUCUAUUACGCCGGAGCAGUGGCCUGCGUUCUGCUCAGUGCCAACGCUCGCUGAUAAAUGGGCCAACGCUGACAUGAAAGACUGCAUUGCAGCAGAUCAAAUCGAUCACCCUAUCGGUGCCGACGUCGCCGGCUGGGGCCUAUACCCAAGUCCGCGCAUUAAUCACACGAAUCUUCAUGCCCACGCCCACGGCACCGAUCCCAUUAUGGAGAAUCUCAAUGAGACGCGUCUCUUUAUUCGCAAGGGCGCCGUGCCUCUGAGCUAUGUUGAAUGGGACUUUGCCUCCGGCCUAGGCCGCCUCUCUGAGCUGCGCCGCUUUGUGAGUGUCGAUGCGGAGCGUAUUCAGGCCAUGUGGCCCAACCGUUCCGUGAUCGGUGCCUCAGGGGGCUACUGGCGCACUCUGGGUGAUAUUGACUACAACGUCACUUGGAAUGCCUUGCGUGAUGAUAUCAAAUGGCGAACAAGCGAUGGCGUUUCUGAACCCGCUCGCCAAAAAGGCCUGGCUAUAUUUUCCGCUACCCUCUUUAUUGUGGCAUGCUUCAUCCUGCUGCCUGCGGUGCUGUGCCUACAGACUGCUCACUCGACACUUGUUCCUCUUUUCUCGCUACUGUAUCUGGCUAUUCUGACGACUUCGCUCUUCUUCGGUCGGCUGUACUUUGCCCUGACGCCUGAGCUGUACCCACCGAGUGCGCUGCCAGGUCUCGUGAUUGCCUACUUCUUGCUGUCGAUGAUUUGCUUUGGUCUUCCGGCAGCCAAACUCGUCCUACUGAUCGUGCCGCUGGUGCGUGGUCGUCUGCGUUCGUGGAAUGACCUACGCUCCCUCAUGCGCGUGCUUACUCAGGGCUCCUCGCCGGGUCUGUACGAUCGCGAGGAGUCGUUCCCGAUGAGUAUGUCACAUUCGGCCGGAAGCACCGAUGGUGCGCUCACAGACCCGGUUUUGUCGACCGGUCCUGGCACUGCGGAGAGUAGCCAUGGGUUUGGUGUGCUUGAUCAGGAGCGCGAGCCAGGCGCGCCAUUACUCGACUCGCCGGUGUCCGCCGAGGAGGACAAGUCGAUACCAAUACCCAUGCGGCGUCCCUAUGAGCGGUUUGUCCAUCGUUUCCCACGCUUGUCCUUUACGCUGGGCAUGAUUUACACGACCGUUUCACGUGGUCUUGUGCCGCUGGCUUUUGUGAUUGUCUACGUUGCUAUUGCGAUCUACACGGGUUCCUGCCGUCGGGGAUACAAGAAUGUGUGCCUCGCGCACGGUAUCAAGGGCGCCAUCUUCUUUUGGUAUGGUGUACUGACAUUUGCGCGAUACCUCGGUGCAUUUGGUGAGUAUGGCUGGGCAUGGAACAAGCGACCCACCCCUGAAAACUCGACGCAUAGCCGUGCCGCGUUCUGGCGUCGAAACAUGCCGUCUGCCGAGUUUGUCGAGAGCCUGGUCAUCUUUUUGUACGGCAUUUCGAACACGUGGCUUGAGCGGUUGGGUGCCAAGCCGGGCGACCCCUACACGAUCAAGCAGAUCCAGCACAUCUCGAUUGCGGUGAUGUUCUGGUUCAUUGGUCUUAUCGGCAUGGCGCUCGAGUCGAACAAAGUGCGGAACAUUCUCGGCUAUGUGGUUGUCCACACGCAUCCAGCUGCUACGCCUGCUCGUGCGAACGAGGACGAGGUAGAGGCUCAGGCACAGCCGCCAUCGUACGUCCAGAGCUUUAAUCCGUUCCCAUCGUUGGUCAUUGGCGUGACGGGCGUGGCGAUGGCCGCACACCACCAGGACUAUGUGUACGAGGUGCAGAUUCACAUUCUGUGGGGUGAGAUGCUAGCGGCUUUUGCGUUCUUCCGGUGGCUUACCUACUUUUUCAUGUGGCUCCGUCCGCCGGUGAGCACGCUGCCGAGUCGGCCUCCGACGGAGGCGCUUGCGUCGUUUGCGCUGUGCUGCGGUGGUCUCCUGUUCAUGCUUUCGAAUGAGGAGGUGUCGUUCGCUGCUAUGCGGGCCGACUAUGCCGACGUGAUGGCCGUGCUGAAUUUGGCCAUCUCGCUCAUUGCUCUCGUUUUCUGCUGGUCGUUCUGCCUUAUGGUCAUCAAAGCCUGGGCGUUCAAACGCGAUGCACAAUGGCGCGAGCCGGUAGUGUUCCACGCGAAGCCUCUGGACACUGAUGAGCCUUUUGCGAAGGAGCAAGUGUUUGCUGUGUCUGACGACGCUUCCGAUUAA